AUUAUUUUGCACAGAAAUAGGUAGCUGGAAGCCUGUAAAGCGUUAUUUGGUUUUUUGUUUAUUUUUGCCGGCGGAGAAGGGAGAAAGCUCCAGAAAAGUGAUUAAAAAUAGAGGAAAACCAUCCUUUUUUAUACAGUGCCGUAUUUUCCUUACUUUGUGUAACACUAGAAUUAAGAGAUGGGAGAGGAAGUAAAAAUUCGUUCACCACCUGUGCAAUGGGCAGAAAGGAAAAAUCUUGUUUAUGUCUUCUUUCAUGUCACAGAUACAAAGAAGCCUAAAAUCAAAUUGGAUACAGAUAAACUGUAUUUCAGGGCUAGAAAUGGUGAAGGACAAGAGUUUGAAACAACACUACAUUUUUUCAAGGAUGUAAAUGUGGAAACUUCAAAAUAUUCAGUGACUGACAGAGGCAUUGACUUUAUUCUUAAGAAAGUAGAAGCUGGCCCUUACUGGAACAAGCUUUUGAAAGACAACAAAAAAUAUCCAUGGUUAAAAAUAGACUUUAAUCGCUGGAGAGAUGAAGAUGAUUCAGAUAUAGAUUUAAAUGAUGAAUCAGAUUUUGAAGAGAUGAUGAAAAGAAUGAGUGGUUUACAAUCAACAAGUAAUGAUUUAAAUGAUUUGGGUUCUGAGUCUGAUGAUGAAGAAGAAAAAGUUUAAUAUGUGAUUUCCAAUACCCCAUUUGUACUAUAUUUUCGCCUUACAAAUAUUAUAUUCCUUUAUCGCAAAAUAUAUUGAAAAAUAAAAAAAAAAUUCAUUUAAA
Molecule: messenger RNA, 757 nt
Organism: Parasteatoda tepidariorum (common house spider)
Lineage: Eukaryota; Metazoa; Arthropoda; Arachnida; Araneae; Theridiidae
Biological process (GO): chaperone-mediated protein complex assembly; protein folding
Cellular component (GO): cytosol; nucleus
Molecular function (GO): Hsp90 protein binding; protein-folding chaperone binding
Source: RefSeq, a predicted model, not a curated record